Messenger RNA from Ricinus communis (castor bean), 1736 nucleotides. RefSeq lists its product as uncharacterized. Bases 126 to 1493 code for a protein of 455 amino acids. The transcript is spliced from 2 exons. Lineage: Eukaryota; Viridiplantae; Streptophyta; Magnoliopsida; Malpighiales; Euphorbiaceae. The record is from RefSeq and is a predicted model, not a curated record.
CUGUUUGGUCAUAGGACCAGCUCUAAACUAUUCGAGAAUAAACUCAUAUAGAAAAAUCUACAAAGACCAAAACCCUAUCCCUAACAUUUGCCCAAAAAGUAUCUGCAAAAUCCGAAACCUUAACUAUGGAAGAUAGUUUCAGAGUUCGAGUCGAUAAAGCUUUUGGCUCUCUUGCCUCCGCCACCUCCACCUCCACCUCCACAGCAGCAGUGCCACCGUCUUCCAAUUUGAGCGCUUUAUGGAGCCUAACAGACGACGAAAUCGAGCGAAACGAGUGGAACCGAGACAAGAACAGUCCUGAACCCGAAACUGAAACCGAUUUAUUUCUUUUCAAGAAAGGUUCUUCAUCCCACAACCGUGGGAAGUCUGACGUGGAUCUCCGAUUGGAGCUGGAGAAGGACUUAGAUGAUCUCGAUUAUGAUGACGAUGAAUUGGAUGAUGAACAAUCACGCGAUGGCUCAAGUACCUCGUCUAGCCAGUUGGCGAAUCGAAAACCUGAUGAUUAUAAUGAUGAAGAAUGGGAGAUUAAGAACUCCAUUGGCUUGGAUUGUACUCUUGAUUAUGAGGAAGAGGAAGACCAAUAUGACAAAGUGGCUGUUGGGAGGGAAAAGGCUGGCGACCGCUUGUACAUGAAGGAUAUGACUGACUAUGGGAUAAAUGUUGAUUCCAGCAACGAGUUUCCCAUUACGUUUAAGGAUGUUGUCAGGGACCCUCGUGCGAAUCACAUUGCUGCAAAACUUAGGCUUAAAGAAGAUGCAGAAGCUGCUAAAAAAAUGGAUACUUUGCGGGUUUCUGAGAAAGAUUCGCCAGAUAUUUUUCGUGAUCAUGUUAAAAUGAAUGAUGAUGGUAACUUGAAACCUAUACUAAAGAGAAAGGAUGAUGAGUCUAAUUCUAAGUAUAAAAAUAAUCAGUUGGAUUUGAAGUUGCAAAAACGCGUCCGGUUUGACCCAGGAUGUAAAGAUGGUUGUGAUAAGGAAUCUGAUGAAGUUGGUGAUGUGCACAUGGUUAAUGAUUCAGAAGAUAAGUCUUUGGUAUAUCCUUUACCCCCAGAUUAUCCUUCUGGGAUUCCAGAUUAUAUGCGAAAUCCUUCAAAAUAUACACGGUAUACAUUUGAUUCAUCAACUGAUGUAGAUGAGCAGUCUAACCGACAAGCCUUUAAGGACUUUCUGAAAAUGCUGAAGAAGACAAAAGGUACCGAUUCACAGCCAGAUGAUGCUUCCGGUGAGCUUCCAAAAUCAGUAACCUUCGUACCUAAGAGGAAAGUUGGUGAUUCUGAGAUGGUAGACAGCCGCAAUGAGUCGAAACAAAACCAGGACUCUUUGCAGAGGAGGGGUUUACCCAUUAGCAUUCCAGCGGCUGAUGCAGAAGAUAGUAAACCUAGUGCCAUGGAUGAAGAUGAACCAGAAACAGCCACUGAUAAGAGAGAGAGUUCACAGAGAGCAGGCCGUAAGUAUCGGGCAAAGGUCAGACCAGAAACAGAAGAUCCCGUUUGAGAGGUCUGCCACCUUUUGUGACACUGUACUAAUUGCUAUUUCACGGAACCUUGUCUGACUGGAUAGUUAUGCAUUUGCAUUUCUUACAAUGGUAUGUGAUUUUACAGUUUUCUUACCUUUAGUUGGUUAAGAGCUCAGAUCUUGCUUAGAAAUGAUCAGAUGGGAUUUACAUUUCGUAUGAUACACAUUUGUUGUCGGUUGCUAAUACUUCAAUGUCAAAAGUUCUAGUUGAUUGAUCCUGAA